Venustampulla echinocandica is the source of this 1896-nucleotide messenger RNA. RefSeq names its product General amino-acid permease GAP1. NCBI's taxonomy places the organism in Eukaryota, Fungi, Ascomycota, Leotiomycetes, Helotiales, Pleuroascaceae. The transcript is spliced from 4 exons. The record is from RefSeq and is a predicted model, not a curated record. Gene Ontology annotation, biological process: amino acid transmembrane transport. Gene Ontology annotation, cellular component: membrane. The coding region runs from base 1 to 1896 and encodes 631 amino acids. Gene Ontology annotation, molecular function: amino acid transmembrane transporter activity.
AUGGCCGAUAAAGAACCUCCAGAGCCAGAGCCUUUGAAAAAUGGCAUCACGUAUACCCGAGACUUUGAGGUCACGGAGAUGAGCGACCUGGCCGUGGACAAGUCAAGAACCCAGUUCACCAGCACCGCUUCGUACUCCGUUUCGACGAUUCCCCGUGCUGCCAAACCCUCGGGGAAACAGUCCUUCGGCCGUCAAUGGGUUAAUAGCUUCCGCCGUGUCCCUGGAAUGCCCAUGACAGAACAUCGUGGCUACCAACUCAACGACGGGAUGCCUGACACAGCCCACAAGGGUGAUCACUUUUAUGACCUGCGUGCUGCGAAUGCGAGGACAGCCAAUUCUGCACUCGUGCGAGACUUGAAAGGCCGCCACUUGCAAAUGAUCGCCAUCGGAGGCUCGAUUGGUACUGGUCUAUUCGUGGCGUCUGGACUGGCGUUGUACCAGAGCGGCCCUGUCUCUACGAUCCUCGCAUAUAUCUUGACUGGUGCUUUCCAAUUGUGUACUAUGCAAAGUCUAGGAGAGUUGGUAGUUGUUUUCCCAGUUGCUGGUUCUUUUUCUGCCUUCUCAACUCGUUUUCUGGAUCCAUCGUGGGGCUUCGCCAUGGGGUGGAAUUACGCGUUGCAAUGGCUAUUCGUUAUGCCGAUUGAGAUUAUUGCUGGCGCUUUAACCAUUCGGUAUUGGAACCAGACACUUGACUCGGCACUCUUCGUCACCAUAUUCCUUUUGACAGUCGUCAUGAUAAACUUGAUGGGUGUUAAGGGAUACGGCGAAGCUGAGUUCCUCUUCUCUACUAUCAAGGUCACUGCCAUUAUCGGCUUUAUUCUAAUCACUAUCGUUAUAAACAUUGGUGGGGCACCUCAUGAGGGAUAUAUUGGCGGCAAAUAUUGGCAUAAUCCAGGCCCGACAAACAACGGCUUCAAAGGAUUUUGCAACGCCUUGUCGACCUCGGCAUUCUCUUUUGCCGGAACCGAACUGGUUGGCCUCGCGGCAGCAGAGACUGCAAACCCAAAGAAGUCAAUCCCAAGUGCCAUGAAACAAGUUUUCUGGAGAAUAGCUCUCUUCUACAUCGUUACAUUGCUCCUCGUCAGUUUACUGGUUCCCUAUAAUGACCCACGCCUGCUGGGUGGACCAAGCGCGGUCGGCGUCUCGGUCAGCCCGUUCGUUCUUGCCGUUGAGAACGCUGGUAAAACAAUCCUGCCCAGCGUCAUGAAUGCUGUCAUUCUAGUCGCAGUACUGAGUGUCGGUAACUCUGCCAUAUUCGGUUCAUCACGAACCCUCGCUGCCCUAGCUGAACAGUCCCAUGCACCCAAGAUAUUUUCGUAUAUCGACCGUAAGGGUCGACCUUUAGUAGCCAUCAUGUUUGCCGCAGCCAUUGGGUUACUUUCUUACCUCGCUAGCGUCAAGAUACACAGUGAGAUAUUUGACUGGCUUCUUGCAGUUUGCGCACUGUCCAGCAUCUUUACUUGGGGAAGCAUUUGCCUGUGUCAUAUUCGAUUUCGAAGAGCGUGGGCUACUGCUGGCCAAACUCUCGACCAACUCCCCUUCAGAUCUCAAGUCGGCGUUAUUGGUUCAUACGUUGGGUUGAUCGGCAACGGACUAGUCCUGGUUUCACAAGUAUGGAUGGGUAUUUCUCCGGUUCAAACAAGUGACGUUGACUCUACAUCAGCAGAAGCUGCAAAGAACUUCUUUUUGAAAGUCAUGACUGUGCCUAUAGUCUUAAUCUUUUAUGCUGGGCACAAGAUAUGGUUCAGAACGCGCAUUCUCAGCAUUCGAGCUAUAGACAUUGAUACAGGCAACAUGAGUUUCUCCAGGACAGAAGCUACUGCGGCACGAGAGAAAGAGAAAGAGGCACGCAAAAGAUGGCUAAUAUGGAAGAGAGUAUACAGGACACUAUGUUAG